Molecule: messenger RNA, 4615 nt
Organism: Cyanistes caeruleus (blue tit)
Lineage: Eukaryota; Metazoa; Chordata; Aves; Passeriformes; Paridae
Source: RefSeq, a predicted model, not a curated record
UGAGCAAAAAGCAGGUUCAUGCCUGGAGCCUUCCAGGCUCCUUUUCACUCAGUGCUCAUCUGCUUGUGCAACCACAGCUGCAUUCUCCCGCUGCCUGGAGAGGAGGAAGGAGCAGCCCCUGCUGCCGAGGUGGCUCCAGCUCUCCACGAGCGAGCAGGAGACAGCGUUCCCAAGGCCGGCUGGCUGCAGCUGAGGAGACAGCACUCAUAGACCAUCCUUUGAUUAGGAUGUGUCCGUGUUGUCAGGGCAACUGUUAACAGCGGCGUAUCAUAUUUUCUCCUCUUGUAGUGCGUGCUGAAUAUUUUAGCGCGCUGUGGCUGGAAGAAGGUUGCAGGGAAGAAAGUGCUGCUGCAAGGAACCUGGAGCUGUGGUCUGGGAUCUGAUUGAACAGGUUAAGACAGUAAAGAGGAGCAUCCGACCCAAUGUGCCUUUAAUUAGGGCUUUUCUUCAAGGAGGGGAACGACUGCGAGCCUCUCGCUGCCGACUGGAUGUUGGUGUUUGUCAGCUGUUUGCAUACUGCUUAUCCAUAGGGGAUCUGUUACAAGUGCUCAAAUGAACAGACAGCGCUGCAGCUAGUGCCUAAUCAGAGGCUGGAGUUUCCUACUUUUUUUUUUUUUUUUAAUAAGCAAGAGGCAACAGCAACAUGCCUGGUUCAACUACUGCCCUCCGACAAGAGAGACUGAAGAAAAGUGCCAGGCCAAAUCCCCCAGGUUUAUUCACCAUUAAUGAAGAGGAUGAGCAGCAAAAAAAUGGGAAUUCCACAAGACUGAACGCAACAGAAGGUUCUGAAACGCAAGAUAAGAAAGUCACUUCAGGACAAAGCAACGCUGGAACUAAACCAGAUCAUCCAACAGUACUAAAGGUUGAUGACAGGCAACGGCUUGCCAGAGAACGGAGAGAAGAGCGAGAAAAACAGCUAGCUGCAAGAGAAUCCGUCUGGCUAGAACGAGAAGAGAGAGCACGGCAACAUUAUGAAAAACACCUAGAGGAACGCAGAAAGAAGCUAGAAGAGCAGAGACUAAAGGAAGAGAGAAGGCGAGCUGCCGUAGAGGAAAAGCGAAGGCAGAAACUAGAGGAAGAUAAGGAACGACAUGAAGCUGUUGUACGUCGCACAAUUGAAAGAAGCCAGAAGCCAAAACAAAGGCAAAACAGGUGGUCCUGGGGAGGAGCACUACACAACCGCAUUAACAACGCAGCUCGCCGUCUCCAGCUCAGUCCAUGGGAGAGCAGCAUCGUUAGCAGGCUCCUGACGCCCACACACUCAUUCCUGGCUCGGAGUAAAAGCACAGCUGCAUUGUCUGGAGAUGCAGCAUCUUGCAGCCCCCUCAGCCCUCUGUCCUACAAGGCCAUGAACUGUAGGAAUUCAGGAGAACGAGCAAAACUUUAUGCUUCUACUGAUGCCGUUGGACGUCGGCGAACAACGCACCUUGCAGGGACUGACAAAAGAGAAAAGGACCAUUUGUCAUCCAGCUUCUCAGCCAACUUUAAAGGAGGUCAUUUUACUUCCAGCCUCAAAGCUAGAUCAUCAGCUCCCUCUCCAGUUUGGCAUGCAUCAAAGUCUUUGCCUUUUUUGCCUGGGACACCCAAGCAGAUAACUUCCCCACCUGGUUCCUCCAAAGUUUCCUCUGCUCAGACACGUCCUCCCUCUCCUGGCAACAUCCGGCCAGUCAAAAAAGAAAUCAAACCAGAGAGUGAGAAGAAAAGACAAGAAAAGGAGGCUGAAAAGGCCAAUGAGGUGAGGACAGAAGAGGGUAAAGGAGCAUCAGCAGGUGCUGGAGAACCCGCGAGUCAGGAACAGCUCACUGUCCAAGCAGAGCUAACUCAAGCAGCCAGCCCAUCCCUACCUCCUGCUCCACCAGCUCUUUCUCCAGCUCCAGCACUGCCCAAGCCUUCUGCAGGUACAACUGACCCUGAAGAAGCAACAAGGCUGCUGACUGAAAAGAGGCGCCUUGCUCGUGAGCAGCGGGAACGGGAGGAGCAGGAAAGGAGGGAGAGAGAAGAGCUUGAAAGACAAAAGAAAGAAGAGUUGUCCCAGAGGAUAGCUGAAGAAAGAGCUCGCCGCGAAGAGGAGGAAGCUCGCAGACAAGAAGCAGAAAAGCAAAGGAGGGAUGCAGAGGAGCGGGAAAAGGAGGAACGACUGCGCCGCCAGGCAGAAGAGAGAGAGCAGAAGGAGAAAGAAGAGAUGGAGCGCAUUCAGAAACAAAAGAGGAAGCUCGCCUGCGGGGAAGCUCGCCUGCGGGAAGAGGCCGAGAGGAUUCGAUUAGAACGUGAAAAGCAUUUCCAAAGAGAAGAGCAAGAGCGCUUGGAAAGGAAGAAGAGGCUUGAGGAGAUCAUGAGGAGAACUAGGCGUGUAGAAGCCGUAGAUAAGAAAUCCAAUGACCAGCAAAAUGGACAUAUAUCAAAGGCAAAUAUUACUGGAGAAGCAGUUGCAGCCAGCCCUGCAUCUCCGUCGGAGCCUGCAGCAGGGCCUCAGCUCCAGCACGCAGCGCUGCCACCUCCGCACAACGGGACCCCGGCCGCCUGCACCCGCGUGGUGCUGCCGCAGCAGCCCCCCGGAAACGUGGACAGCAAUCUCAAUCCAGAGAAAAAUGCAAAUGAAAACGGAAUGUCUAUGCAGAAUGAUAACUUUGAAGAGAUCAUGAACCUGCCUCUUGGUUCUAAACCAUCCCGGCUGGAUGCUAUGAACAAUGAUGGCAGCAAUAGUCCCGAAAUUCCUUUGAAUCCAAUUCUAGCCUUUGAAGAUAAGGGGACUCUUUUGCCUCAGGUAGAUAGUGUUCAAACACAUCAAACAGCAGAAGUGAUCUGAUUGUUUCUUCUGAAGAACCAAAGGUGAUAUGAGCGUCUCUGCAGUCAGUGGAGUUUCUUCCAUGCAAUGAAGGAGUGUUUUAUUUUUCUCUCCAGUUUUUUAAAGAUUUCUUGAAUACUUUUUUUGGAAGGACUUUAGUAAAACCAGCAGAAGAAAUGAGGGGAAUAGACUUGGAUCACCAUUCUAAUAGCUUUCAUCACUAGAAAAAUCAUGCUUCACAUGCGUUACUUAAUAUGGCUAUUUCCAACAAGCUUUUUUUGUUAGUAAAUGAAUAUUUCUUAAGACACAAGACACUGGAAUCUGAAAGUAACGGGCUGAUUUGGGUGGUGGGACUGAUUCUUUUUUGUUUUUAAAAAGGUGGGUGUUGGUUUAAAAGGCAUAAUUGUAAAAUUGGCAAAGAAUCUUUUACACUUUGUGGUUCUAAUACUUGAAAAAUAAAUGCCUCAUUGCUCUACAAGUAGAGUUAAUGAGGUGUUUUAUUUAAACCUGUUGGUUUAAAUGUUAUUGCAGAGAACUCUAAUUAUGGGGGCAAACUAUAGGCUUCUGUAUCAGGUUCUUGUAAAUGUAAUUCCUACAGGGACAUUCUGUAAAUUGAGACGUCACUAUGAUUUUCUCACGUUUUCUCUAAAAACACAAAACAAGACAGGUUUUAAAAUGUGAAAAUUUGAAAGCGUUAUUUUUUCAUGGACAAGAGUAAAAACUAUUGUUCUCCUAGAUUAUGUAUUUAUGAAUUUUGCUCAGUACAGAAAGAAAUCAUUUAAUUGAAUAAAUUAGACAAAUGUGGUAAAAAAGAUACUGCAAACUUGAUUUUUUUUUUUAGUUACAUCCAAUUUCACAAUACUAUAAAAGACGUGUAUGCAUAUGUGCACACACAUACAGUGAAAUACCUUGUUCUGAGUCCUGUAAAUUGCUGCUGUUCCCAAUGAUGGAAGACUUUUCCUUUGCCUUAUCAGACUAUUGAAGACUGUGUGAAACCUGGGAUAUUUGAGUUUUGGAUGAUGAUGCAGGUUUGGGGAUUUCUGGGGUUUGCUCGUUUCAGAGCAAAUGGAAAAUGGUCAUUUUGCUUUUUUAUGUAGUGUGUGGUUUUUAUAAAGCAGUGCAGUUCGAGUGAUAAGAGGAGCGAUGCAGGUUGCUUUCUCUUUAGUUUGAUGCUGAUUUCUACUGUCAUUCAUUGUUCCAUCCCACACUUUUGGUUGCUGUUGUGCAGAACUGUAAAAUCUUGCACGUUUUUGUGCUUUGCUAAACAAUGCUGUUGGAGGCAGAGCUCGCUCUGGGUGUUUGGGUUUGAAGCAUCGCCGAAGGCUUGAGGCAUUGCUGUCUGAAUCACUGAGAAGAUCCUUGGGUAGGGGAAAUGGAGGUUCAUGGGCUCUCAGCUCCUGCUAACAGAGAAUGUACCAUUAAGAUUCCUGCACUUGCCUUUAGUGUGCACUGAGCAAGGCCUCUGGGAAGCUGUGCAGAAAGUCUGUGCUAGCAGAAGAAAUCCUCUGAGAUAAGAGCCGAAGAAUUUUUGAAGACAUUUCUGCUGCUGCCAAGUGUUCAUCUUAUAGAGGAGAUGGGAUAAAAGCAAUGGAAAUCAAAUGAAAGAGACUUCAUCUGCCGAAAUAUUUAUGGAAAGGAAAAAACAGCCAUCCACUCAGAGUGCUUUCAAUAGUAACUUGUGACACAGUAAAAUGAAUUGGGUUCCUUUCUUGCUUUCUUUAGUUUUCCAUGUACAUAGCCACAAUAUUUUGAAGUGUCCAAAAUAUGUAGUUUUUCUUUAAAACUAUAUAUAGCAUGUAAGUACCAAAUAAAACUUGUUUGAAAUAUUUA